Messenger RNA from Rotaria socialis, 1164 nucleotides. NCBI's taxonomy places the organism in Eukaryota, Metazoa, Rotifera, Eurotatoria, Philodinida, Philodinidae. The record is from the annotation of a GenBank genome assembly.
AUGGCAUCACAUUCUCGUUUUACGGACGAUGUUUGGUGUACACCAGCACCGGGUGCACCACUAAUUGAUCUUCGAACUAUUGAUGAAUUACGAAAUGAAAUCUUUAGUUCAGGCUACGAAGAACUUCAACAAGCUUUAUUUCAAGCUGAAGAAAUGAAAUCCAAAGACUUGUAUGAAAAAUAUGCACCAAGUUUUAGAGAUAAAAAUAAACAAUAUAUUUUUAAAUACAUAAAUGAAAUAAGAGGAUAUUCACCAUCACCCUCAAGAUCAUUGUUAGUAACCCGAUGGAAGCCAUUUCUACCUGAUCGAACACCUGACAAAUUAUCACCAACAUCAACGAAAGUUACAUUUCAAGCGGAUGUAUUUAAAUAUGAAUCAUGCGGUGACAAUAAUAGUGUUGAAUGGUAUUUGAAUUUUGCCAAUCAUGAUUUAUUUGCUUAUUACAGUGGUCCACUUUUAGCACAAGAUGAAUUACAAGUCUUAGAAUGUGUUGAAUUAGCAGCAUUAAGAGAAUUUUUCGUGCAAACGAUAAAUACAGUUGGUUCAUAUACAACUGGGUCAGAUAAACAUACACAAAAAACUGUGCCAACACCAAUUCUAAUAAGUAACACUGAACGUGUAAUUAAAAUGGAUACAACUAAAGUUUAUGGUAAUGCAUUUGCUAAAGCAACUGAGCGGCAACUUAUUCAAGCUUGUGAAUACCUUAAAAAUCCUCAGACCGUUAAUUUAAUUGCUAUUGAAGCACCAAGUCACGGGCGAGGCGUUUAUACUCUCGAUCAAGUGCAAUAUAUUCUUACCACUUGCUAUGUAGGCUUUAAAGCAGCUGAAAUUCUUGCUAAUAAAACUCACCAAUUAAAUGCAGCUCAUCAACGAUCAACGUCUCGUAGCGGAAAUACUCGUUUGCGUACAAUAAUACAUACAGGUUGGUGGGGUUGUGGUGCUUAUGGGAAUAAUCGACAAAUGAUGAUUUUGGCACAAAUUCUUGCAGCAUAUUGGACAGAAGUUCAUGAAAUUAUUUUUCAUACGCAAACAAAUGAGCACAAUAGCGAUAUUUCGGCAGCUCGUGAAGUUGCUGACAAACUGCUCCAAGAAAAAAGCGUUGAUCGAGUUUUAGAAGAAAUUGUUAAAUUAAAUUUACAAUGGGAAAGAUCAAAUAAUACGUAA